Messenger RNA from Dendrobium catenatum, 2274 nucleotides. RefSeq names its product probable inactive ATP-dependent zinc metalloprotease FTSHI 3, chloroplastic. Gene Ontology annotation, biological process: proteolysis. The transcript is spliced from 4 exons. Gene Ontology annotation, cellular component: chloroplast thylakoid. Lineage: Eukaryota; Viridiplantae; Streptophyta; Magnoliopsida; Asparagales; Orchidaceae. Gene Ontology annotation, molecular function: ATP binding; ATP-dependent peptidase activity; ATP hydrolysis activity. The record is from RefSeq and is a predicted model, not a curated record. The coding region runs from base 316 to 2097 and encodes 593 amino acids.
AGAUUUUGGAAAGAUAGGCAAACGACACCACUGUGGCGAAAAUUAGUGUGGCGCAUCGUCUUCCUCGCAGCCUUCGAGAGGUGAAGUGUUUGAUUACAGAAGGAAAUCACGAUCGGUAUAAUGGAAUUCCCAACUCUCUUUCUACCAUCUAGAAAGCGGUGAGUCUCUGAUUCGUCUUUCCUUACGAAUCCGGCGUCUUGAGGAGUUGUUUGCCAUUUAGGAGUGAAAGCCAGAUGGAUUUUGUGGAUUAAUUUGCACUGUUUACGGGAAUAAGUGAAAAAAGUUCUUUUUGUCAGAAUUUCCUAUUGCGGCGCUAUGGUUCCGCAAUGUUUUUCCCUAAAUCGACCCUUGCUUUUGUGUAAUGGAAGGAAGAAGAUAAUUCAAGCAGAAAAGCUCUUGCCUUUGAGUAUGAUAUCGAGGGAGUUCUCAUCUUAUUUUACUCUUUCUUUCCGUUAUCCUCCAGCGUUCUCUCUAUCAGGUCUCAAUCGAUCUGAAUCGCGAUGCAGUAGGUUAGUUGUUGCAAACAUGAGUGGAAAUGAUAAAGAGAAACAAAGCUCUGCUGGAAUCACAGAAAAGCCUCGGCCAAGGAGGAGGUUUUCUAUGAGAUUGCGCUUAAUUUCGGCUAAGCUAAGGAGGUUAUCAAUUCGAAGUUUAAUCGAGGAUACAGUAUUCGUGCUUAGGAAGAAUUCUAGGAAUUUUACUCUCUCCAUGGUGAUAUCUUUUGCCAUGGGGUUCUGUUUCCUGCUCCUGAAAUUUACAACAGUUCCAAUGUCUAAGGUGGUUCCUUAUUCUGAUUUGAUAUCAAAUCUUCAAAGUGGAAAGGUUUUGACAGUGCUUUUUGAGGAGGGUUCUCGACGAAUUUUUUUCAACACAAUGCCUGCUUCACAGGAUUCCUCAAAGCCAGAAGAGGAGAGCUCCUCAGUUACAAGUAAUUCUAAUCCUGCUUCGUCUAGUUCUAGAUGGAGUUCUCGUUCUAUUCCAAAGUGGCAAUAUGUUGCCAGAAAGAUUGAUCAUGAUGAGAAUUUUCUACUUGGUUUGAUGAGAGAGACUGGGACUACAUAUAGUUCUGCUCCGCAAUCAGCAUUUAUGUCAAUGAGGAAUGUUUUGAUCACAAUAAUAUCAUUGUGGGUGCCAUUGACUCCUUUGAUGUGGUUGCUUUAUCGUCAAAUUUCUUCUGCUAAUAGUCCUGCAAAGAAGCGUAGACCCAGUAAUCAGACAGUUAGUUUUGAUGAUGUGGAGGGCGUUGAUGCAGCUAAAGAGGAGCUCAUGGAGAUAGUUUCCUGCUUACAAGGAUCCUUGAAUUACAGCAAGUUAGGAGCAAGGUUACUGAGAGGUGUCCUGCUGGUAGGUCCUCCAGGGACUGGAAAGACAUUGCUGGCCCGUGCAGUAGCUGGAGAAGCAGGAGUUCCUUUCUUCUCUGUUUCUGCAAGUGAGUUUGUAGAAAUGUUUGUUGGAAGGGGAGCGGCGAGAAUAAGGGAGCUCUUCAACACAGCAAAAAAAUGUGAACCAUCUAUAAUAUUUAUUGAUGAGCUUGAUGCAGUAGGAGGAAAGCGUGGUAGAAGUUUUAAUGAUGAGAGAGAUCAAACACUGAAUCAGUUGCUUACAGAAAUGGAUGGGUUUGAGUCAGACAUGAAAGUGAUUGUUAUUGCUGCAACCAAUAGGCCUGAAGCUCUAGAUCCAGCUUUAUGUCGACCUGGUCGUUUCUCAAGGAAGGUGAUUGUUGGAGAGCCUGAUCUGGAAGGAAGAAAGAAGAUAUUGGCUGUGCACCUAAGAGUGGUUCCUUUGGAAGAAGAGUCUCUGAUGAUAUGUAAUCUUGUUGCAUCUCUUACCUCCGGCUUUGUUGGUGCUGAUCUAGCCAAUAUUGUAAAUGAAGCUGCCUUGCUUGCUGCUAGAAGAGGUGGUGAAGUGGUAUGUAGAGAAGAUUUCUUGUUGGCAAUAGAACGGGCAAAGUUUGGAAUUAAUGAAAAUCAGUUAAGUCCUACUGCCAUAAAGAAAAGUAUCAGUAAGUGGUUUCCAUGGAUGCCAGCCCUGCUGAUGAAGGAUGGAACAAGACAGGAUGGCCUGCAUGGUCUUAUGGGCUAUCAAACGCUAAGCUGAUUAUUGUUCUCAGAAACUGAUUUCUGCCUCUUCUCUAUAUAGUCAGAUUGGAAGUUUGUGAUAAUUUAGCCGUUGAACAUAACGUUUCAUUUUUUUAAAUUGAUAUAUUGAAAUCAUAAUUUUCUGUGCAAUUUGGACUGAUCUGGAAAUAUGAAGGUUUUUACUCAAUUUUUGUGA